AUGGCUACUGAAGUAGCUGCUUUCUUGCUCAAAGAGAAGCUGCAGAAUCUCAGAGCUGACCAAACCAUAAUCUACCCAAAACUGAAGGGCAGAAUCAGCACUGCCAUCAACAAUCUGCAGCAGCUCUUGACCUUCGGUAAAGACACGGCAGAGGACCAAGAAAGCGAGAAGACCAAACUCUUGUCUACCAUCUACAGUGCAGAGGACACCAUUGAUACCUACCUCCUGAGAAGAGCCCAGCAGAAGCUCAAUUGGAGCCAGAAGGAAGUGAGCAAAGGGUUGAAGAAGUUCAACGGUGAGCUCAUGCGCUUGUCCUUUUUCUCUUCACCCAACAAAGAUCAGCCUCAACCUCAACCUCUUCAAAGCGAAGUUCUGGGAAAUGUUGGCAGUGCCACCUCUCCUGAAGGAGGAAGCACCCGCCGUUGGGAAAGGAUCUCUCAACUUCUUGACAUGGAAUCAGAGGCUGUGGUUCGGAAGCAGGACAUGGAAGAGCUUGUGAAGGACUUGAUUCCUCUGCCUCAGGAAGAACAAGAAUUGAGGGUUCUUCCUGUGGUUGGCCCGGGAGGCUCAGGCAAGACGACGAUGGUGAGAUUGAUUUGUGACAGGGUCGACGUCAAGCAGCACUUCGAGUGCCGCGCCUGGGUCUGCGUGUCCAGGGACUUCAAGUUCAGAGAUGUGGUGGUUGACCUGAUAAGGCAGGUCUCCAUAACCCAGUCGAGUGGGAUAGACCGUAUGGGGGAUGACAUCUUGGCUGAGAUGCUUCUCAAGGCUUUGAUGGAGAAGAGGUAUUUGAUUGUGUUGGAUGAUGUUUGGAAAGUUGAGGUUUGGCACAAGCUGACGAUCUCCUUACCAGAUUUGCAAAACGGAAGCAGAGUGAUUGUCACCACUCGUUCUGAUGAAGUAGCUGAAUUGGCUGAUCUGUGGGGCAAUCCGUUACAGCUGCACCGGAUAUGCGAUUUCGAAAGAUGGGAAUUGUUGAAGAAGCAAGUUGGUAAACGUGAGGCGGAAUUGGGCAAAUUUAAGGGCGAGAUCAUGGCAAAGUGCCAUUAUCCUCUGGACAUAGUUAUAAUGGGUGGGAUUUUAUCAGCCACAGAGUCCAGCGACUGGCCUAGAAUAAUUGCCAAGCUUCCUUCUCCUGGUGAAGGCCGGUCGACAUCGUUGGACAUCGUGUCUUUGAGCUUCCAUGAGUUGCCGCCACGGUUGAAGGUAUGCUUUUUGUAUCUCGAUCUCUUUCCGAAAGCAUUAGAGGUCCCCGUUCGGAGAUUGUUGUGGUUGUGGCUUUCGGAGGGUUUCUUGAGUCCAACGCCUGCCGAGCGAGAAAAGAAGCUUGAACCUGAAGAUCUAGGCGACAUGUGCUUCGAAUUGCUGGUCCGGCGGAAAUUGAUUGAAGUAACAAAAUGGAAGUUGGAUGGAACCCCCAAAACGUGUUGCAUGUCGGGCGGCAUCCAUGAUAUCUUCUCUCCACAAUCAGUGGGUUCAGGUCUUUAUUACAUUCAUGAUAAUAAAAGCGGACCUCCUAAAGGUUACAAUAUUCGACGGCUCGUGGAGUAUUUGGAAAUUGAGGAGAUUUCCAACAAUUACGUCGAUGAAAAUCUACGGUCUUUUGUGGUUUUCAACAACAAACGCAGAGGUAAGGCCAACAGAGAAAUCGGUACAUUUUUGAAGGCCUUGGUCCAUAAAAAGGGGUUUGCAUUGCUAAAGGUCCUUGAUCUAGAGGGGGUCUACAAACCUAUGCUUUCGGAGGUAGUGGGCAAUUUGAUUCUUUUAAGGUUUCUAGGCUUGAGAUCGACAGUACUAGAUUCAAUCCCAUCGGCUGUUGGAGAGCUACCGUGCCUAGAAACUCUGGAUCUGAAGCACACUAGUGUGACCACCCUACCCGACUCAAUUUGGAAGGCGAAGAACCUCAGGCAUCUGUACCUAAACGAGGUUCACGUCGACGCGUUCUUCCAGAAGCUGACUAAAGGGUCUCUAAGCAGUCUUCAGACACUGAGGGGGCUGCGUGUAGGUAAUGAAAAGGUCGUGACCAGAGGUUUGGAUAGACUGGUUAACCUCAGGAAAUUGGGACUCAUGUGUCAUGAAAAGUCAGUGAAGUCUGUGUUGAAUUGGGUUCGGCUACUACCUAAUCUUCACUCUCUGAAGUUGAGGUCAAUUGACGAAUUUGGUAAGUCAUCGAAGAUUGAGUUGGAGUCCCUGGAGGAACAGACGAAGCUCUGCAACUUAUACUUGCUCGGGAAACUAGUGAAUCCAGUAAACCUGCGCAGGGUACUCCCAUUGUGCAUCAGGAAUCUUACACUGUCGAUGUUGGCACUGAAGGAAGAUCCCAUGCCAGUGCUGGGCAAGUUGCCUGAGUUAAGCAUCCUCAGACUCCUUGCUGAUUCAUAUUUGGGAAGUAAAAUGACUUGCGAUGUUGGGGGAUUUCCGAAACUCAGGGUGUUGAAGCUGUGGAUGCUCGACGAACUGAGGAAUUGGAAAGUGGAGGAUGGGACGAUGCCCAUCUUACAAGAAGUAGAAAUUAGAGGGUGUGAUCAAUUGAGCAUGAUUGAUGGAAUCAAGCACUUGCAGAGCUUGAAGGAGCUUACCCUGACUGGAAUGCCAGAGAGUUUCACAAAAGAAAUCAGAGGAAUAGAAAGAAAAGUGUACAUUAAAGUAAAUUGUUGGAAGCUUUCUCGUCCAGGCAAAUUAGGCGCACACUGAAGAUGAAGAUGAAGAUGAUGAUGAGGAUGACAGCAAACUAGGUUGAAGAAGGAGAGGAAAGUGAAGAAGAGAUGGAGAUGGAGAAGAAGAUGACAACAAAAUGUGUUGAUCAAAAGUGAACCGAACAAAGUCGAGCUUGUGGUUUGAAUCUGUUCUAUUGUUUUUAAAAGGCUUUUCCAUGUAAAAUUUGCAUGUCUUAUUUUCUAUUUUUAUUUUCUCAUGAAAGUUUCUCGUUCCUAAUGGCAAGAGUGUGGAUUGAGUGCCGAGUGACCUGAGCGUGCCGUGGUGAGUUUGAGAGUGAAUUCUAUAGAGUGUGCUGAAUUAAGAGUGUGUCAAUGUACUUGAGAUUAUUAUUGUAAUAAAAUUUGAGUUACACAUGCA
Messenger RNA from Eucalyptus grandis, 3075 nucleotides. RefSeq names its product disease resistance protein RPP13. Gene Ontology annotation, molecular function: ADP binding. The transcript has 2 exons. The coding region runs from base 1 to 2694 and encodes 897 amino acids. The record is from RefSeq and is a predicted model, not a curated record. Gene Ontology annotation, biological process: defense response to other organism. Lineage: Eukaryota; Viridiplantae; Streptophyta; Magnoliopsida; Myrtales; Myrtaceae.